UUUUUUCUUAGAUAGCAGUGGAACUCCACAGUCUUAUUCUAAGAUUGUUAGAAGGGAAAAAUUUGGUGGCUAAUGUCUUCACUCGCCGCCAGAUGGCGGUUAGGCAGCCAUGAGGACCAUGGGCGGUACACGAAUUCGUCCAAAUGUUUUAUUUACGCUUCUUUGUGUUAACAUUCCUGAAGCCGAUUUGAAACACGCAUGUUUGCUAUACGACAAUUAUUAGUCUCAUUCUUGCUACCGGCUGUGUGUUUUCAGAACGUAGCCCAGAAAAGGAAAUCGUUCGGGACAUUCAAAGUAGCAUAACAACAACGAGUAUGACUGUCCAGGGACAAUCUAGAUUUGGCUGAACGCGUAUCCAAAGUUUCGUAUUUUACCUAUGUUCUUAAAUAUUGUUGGUCAACUCAGAUCCCGACGCUUGGUGUUUCCACUGCUCAUCGCAAACGUUGCGAGGCGAGUAAGAAACUCAACUGAAUCUUUAAAUAUAACGGAAGGAAACAGACCGUGCUUUCUAAACAAAGCAGGGCCCAAUCGUAAAAAGCCCGCGAAGCAUGAAUGAUCCGCGGGAUAGAACGACAAGAGCCACCAAAUUUCCCCCCGCAAUACUCUUCGCGUGAAGGUGUAUGCGUAGUGCCGCCAAGCCACGUGACACCUGUCGUCGCGACAACUGCGUGCGUUAACGGGACAGUGAAGAAACACGGCCGGUUGAUCUUGUAAAGGUGAAUUACACUUCUGGAGCUGCGAAGCAUGGGCCAGUUUUUACUGUGCGCGUGCUUAGAAAGCCAGAAUGGGUGCACACACGAAGCGAGAGUGGUGACACCAUUUUGACAUUUCUGCAUCUGCUUUCUGUGACGUCACAAAUAUUGGCAGAGCCUGCUCGCGCGUUCGUAACUGUAGAAAUAAAAAGACGAAAAAAAAUUUUGAACAAGCCCACUUCGUUUUAGCGUUUGCAAAGGGACCCAAAUAGGCAAUAACACAGCGUAAUGCAGGACGUCGACUGGACGACAGCCAAAAUUCGACAAAGGAAAAAUUUAGCCUUGAUGUUAUCGGCAAAAAAAGAAAGCACAACAACGCCCAGCUAAGCAACUGCGAAUAGAGCAGUGAAAGGAUCGUCAAUCGGCCUAUGAUGAUAAAUUGUUUCUCUUCACUGUCCCCUUAAGUCCUGAAAGUGAUCGUAUUUCUACAAAGUCUUUGCCGUGUCCUAAAAUGUUUUGCUGGUGCCAUAUCUUGUCGUGUGUCGUCAUUAAUUAAAGCUUGUUCGACGAACGAUGUACUGGCAAGUUGCUCAUGGUGUUACACUGUUGGGCGGGGCUCGCUUGCGCGGGGCGAUUGCAGCUGCUCCAGUCUGGUCCGCUGAACCGAGCGACGCCGAGGCCGUGCAGGGGAAGAACCUCUACCUGCCGUGCGGUGCGGUGGGAUACCCGAAGCCCAACGUCGUGUGGAAGAUCCAGCUAGGUAACCGGGAGUUCGUGCCCCUGCACCCGGUGGGUCGCCAGCGCAUCCUCGACAACGGCACGCUGACGGUGGCGUCGGUGGAGACGCAGGACGCGGGCGUCUACCGCUGCGAAGUCGCCAACGGCAUCGAGCCGUCCCUCGGCAAGACGGUGACCGUCUCCGUGCACGUGCCGCCCACCAUCGCCAAGGGCUCCAGCGAGGUGUCCGUGAAGCGCGGCGACAUCGCCAAGAUCGCCUGUGACGUCACCGGCGAGCUUCCCCUGGUGGUGACCUGGGAGAAAGACGACAGCCCGCUCAUACCUUCCACCGAAAGAUACGAGACACACGAAGAGGUGACCCCUACUGGCGUCCAGUCCGUGUUGGUCAUUCACAACACGGUCAAGAAAGACGCCUCGCAGUACGUGUGCAUUGCCAAGAACGACUACGGCAAGACCAGGGACGUCUUCAGGCUCGCCGUCCUGGAGCCCCCGGAGAGUCCGACCAACGUGGCCGUCACCGAGCGCGGCAGUCGCCACGUCCAGAUGAAGUGGUCGCAGUCGAGCAAGUCGGUGACCCGCUACCUAGUGCGCUACUGGAAGAAGUCCGGCAAGGGCAGCGUGCUGCAGGAGCGGGAAGUGGACGGACUGCGUCCCAGCCUGACCGUGACCAAGCUGCACCCGGGCACCGAGUACACGGCCGUGGUGCUGGCCGAAAAUUCGGUCGGCUUCGGCGAGCCCUCGGACCCGGUCCACUUCACCACCACCUCCGAAGAACCUGGCGCUCCGCCAAUGAACGUGAAGUGCGAGGCCAUUGACACCAAGACGAUCAAAGUCAUCUGGGAGGCACCGCCGGCGGAUAAGCUGAACGGCGAGCUACGCGGCUACUCAGUCAGCUACCGACUGGAAGGGACACCCUUCAGCCACGAGACAGUCAACCGGAACGCCAAACAGAAAGUGUUCACUGGCCUUCAGGCGGCCUCAGUGUACACCUUCUCGGUGAAGGCCUUCAACGACGUCGACUCCGGACCGGCUUCUGAGGAAGUCUCCUGCACCACCCUCAAUGGAGACCCGCCAUUGGUACCGAGCCUGCGAGUGACCGGCAUAACUUCGUCAUCCGUCAGCCUCAACUGGAACACCCCGCCCAACGCGGCCUCACCUGUCAUUCAGUACCUGGUGCAGUACGGCACGGACGAGGAGGACAAGGCGGACCUGCACAUUCCGGGCAACAAGGACACCGUGACGCUGCGGGACCUGCGCGCGGGAACACGCUACAACUUCCGGCUGGCCGCGUACAACAUGUACGGCCGAGGGGACUUCUCACACAACCUGCCCGCCGUCACCCACCUGUCGGACGGCCGGUCACUGCAGGUGACGACAGAGAGUGAAGUGCCCUUCUACUACCGCACCUACUUCGUGGUGCCCGUGGCUGCCUCGUUCACCGUCAUCAUCACAGCUGUAGUCAUCGCUUGGGCCUGCCUCAAGAGGGCAACCAUCAUACAGAAGAACGCAUACCUGAAAGUGUACGGUUCUUCCGAAUACUAUGGCGACUGUAAGCUACCUCCAGGCACCCCUCUGGUGAGCCAGUACGCCCGCGGUUCGUACGCACCCACCAUGGAGCACGGUCGCAACAGCCAGAACACGGAGGAGGCCUACGACAUCCCUUGGGACGGACCGCCCACACGCACUGGAAUGAUCAAUGACGGCAUCGGCAGUUACGCUAGGCUCAAGACGCAGGGAAAGCGCAACAUCGUGUAACCGCUCUGGGACCUCACCUAUAGCAGCUAUCGAAGCCGGCUGCGCACAGACCCGGCUUCCCUGGAGCACAGCAUCAAGUCAAGUGACCACAGCGACUGAUUAUUCAGCACGUAUCGAUUUCGUACAGGCCUUGUCAAAAGCACACGGGCUACGAUGCCUGCUAAUGUUAGGCUGACUGCAGCCUCUUUAAGGGAGUGUUUGUGCCAUGCCAUAAGUUCCGACACCCUGGGGAAUCAAAGGAACUGUCGUACGCAGCAUCCAGAGGAGGUACGCAGUGUCAGGAACGUCACGGAAAUUGCAGCACGCGGUCGAACGGCAUAUAUAUAAUUAAGACGCGGAGGAGCCUUAUAUUUUUGACAAGGCCUGUACACACUGUACAUGGAAGUACCUGGAUUGUCUGUGAAGCGCGAAUGUUCUUUAUUUCUUCUGUUUGCUUCUUUUUCUGUAUAUUUAUAUCGUUUUUGUAUUUUUCUUAGUCGCUUGUACCUGUGUUCCGUUUGUAAGAUAUUGCCGGAACGUCUGACCGACUAUAUUAGUGUUCUUCGGGUCUAACUGAAAGCAGACGACUUGGAGGAGUUCGCGCGCAUCCUCUGUUAUCGCACGUUUUCUGGUCAGCCGCAUAUCCUUACACGUUAGUAUUCAAAGUUUUGUGAUCGCUUUCCCGCGCAAUCCAGGUCCGCCCUGUACUACGAAACUUCGCGUUAGUGUUCUAUCGGCCUGAAAAGUACCAAGGUAAGUAUUUAACCAAGCUCGGAGAAAAUGGGAAUGCACGGUUGUGUCAUAGCCUCCGAGAUCGAAGGUGCAUGCGUUGGUGUUAAGGAUCUCGGAGGUCAUGGUUGUGCCUUUGCUGGAAGCCAAGGCGUGCGCAAGAUAGCGCCACCAUGUCGUCAGGUGCUAUCGCAACGUCUUGUAGGUAUGCUUCGUUUAGCCGGGUUCUAGCGACUACCGUCAAGCAAUAUUUCCUAUCUCGUCACAACCACGUGUCCGAUCAACUCGCUUUAGUCGCGAACACUGCUUUUAGAGCAACGACGCCUCCGCGAUUUCAGGGUACCAGUCAAUGAGAAUUUUGUGGACACUUACUGUUUGGAUUUACUAUACUCGCCAGGGUAGCUGGUCUACGUCUGGUAGUAGUAAAUGCUGCCUCGUUUUCGAGGUCCAGCUGAAACAUGCGUAUUUUAGGCCUAAUCUAACACAGAAUAAAACAAGUACGGGGCUCAGCAGCCUUCAGAUUUCACGGGUGUGUUUCCCAAGUCAAGAGUGCAGCGGAACUGAGCGAGCCGUGUUGCAACGGCGUGUGUGUUGUGUGUUUAAAAAACAAUCCCAAUCAUACUAACCAACAUUACGAUAGUCAUACACAGUCAUACAUUCACACUAAAUGAGAAAACUUUAGUACAUAUGCUUCUUGAGCAUCUAAGUGACAUUUGUGGUAUAUGUUCGUGAGUCUAUUGAUAUAUUAUAGCGUAUGCGUGGCUCAGCGACUGAGCAUAUUGAGUGUCAUUUGCAUGGAAUGUGCGAACGCAUUUCCAAAUUUUUGCGUACUGUAAAAAGGCGCGAAAAUAACCUUUAGUAGCAAAACACCUGUGCUUUCUUGGCAGUCCUAACAAUUGUACGCUGACCUAUUUUAUUCAUAACCAUCGAGAGGUCCAGGGAACGGCGGCAGAACAUGUACUGAGUGAAAAAUGGGGAAUGUGUCAGCGCGUCAUUAUAUGAAAAUUUUACAGGGCUUAUUAAGAACCACGUGAUACCGUUAUCGAAGAACAGGAUUAAAACAAACGCCAAGCACGGUGUUCCGGGUGCGUCAUAUCGAUGGGGGCGGCAUA
This is a messenger RNA of Dermacentor andersoni, 5005 nucleotides long. RefSeq names its product cell adhesion molecule Dscam1-like. The record is from RefSeq and is a predicted model, not a curated record. Gene Ontology annotation, biological process: synapse assembly; homophilic cell-cell adhesion; brain development. Lineage: Eukaryota; Metazoa; Arthropoda; Arachnida; Ixodida; Ixodidae. Gene Ontology annotation, molecular function: cell-cell adhesion mediator activity. Gene Ontology annotation, cellular component: axon; plasma membrane; synapse.